AUGGCCAGCCUGGAGCCGGUGACCUGCAAGGAUGCCCAGCCCACGGCGUUUGAUGCUGAGCCCAGGAGCUAUGUGGAGUCAGUUGCCCGCACAGCCACGACGGGCAGGGGAGGGAGCCUGCCCACCACCCAGCCCGGGGGCCCGGAGGUGCCCGCCAGGAACGGCACCUUUGCCAACUCCUUCACCGCCCCCAGCCCAGUCUCCACCAGCAGCCCCAUUCACAGCGUGGACGGCCCCCUGUAUGGCUACCCCAGCCUGGAGGAGAAGCACCCGACGCUGUCUCGGCAGAGCAGCUCCUCCGGCUACCAGCCUCCCUCCACGCCGUCCUUCCCGGUCUCACCGGCUCUGCCCAACUACGCCACCAUCAACGGCAAGGCGUCCUCACCCCUCUCCAGCGGCAUGUCCAGCCCCAGCGGUGGGAGCACUGUUGCCUUCUCCCACACCCUGCCAGACUUCUCCAAGUUCUCCAUGCCAGAUGUCAGCCCUGAGACUCGUGCCAACGUCAAGUUUGUGCAGGACACUUCCAAGUACUGGUACAAACCAGACAUCUCCAGGGAGCAGGCCAUUGCACUGCUGAAGGACAGGGAGCCGGGGGCUUUCAUCAUCCGAGACAGCCACUCCUUCCGGGGAGCCUACGGCCUUGCCAUGAAAGUUGCUUCUCCGCCUCCCACAGUCAUGCAGCAGAACAAGAAAGGAGACAUCACCAAUGAGCUGGUAAGGCACUUCCUCAUCGAGACCAGCCCGCGGGGUGUGAAACUAAAAGGAUGCCCCAACGAACCCAAUUUUGGCUGUCUCUCAGCCCUGGUGUACCAGCAUUCCAUCAUGCCCUUGGCCCUGCCCUGCAAGCUGGUUAUUCCUGACCGAGAUCCCAUGGAGGAAAAGAAAGACACUGCGUCGUCCACCAACUCGGCCACGGACCUCCUCAAACAGGGUGCAGCCUGCAAUGUCCUCUUCAUCAACUCCGUGGAGAUGGAGUCGCUGACGGGCCCCCAGGCCAUCGCGAAGGCUGUUGCUGAGACUCUGGUGGCUGACCCCACACCCACCGCUACCAUCGUCCACUUCAAAGUCUCUGCACAAGGCAUCACCUUAACCGACAACCAGAGGAAAUUGUUCUUCCGACGACACUACCCUCUCAACACCGUCACCUUCUGCAACCUUGACCCCCAGGAACGAAAGUGGACUAAGACUGACGGCAGCGGCCCAGCCAAGCUUUUCGGCUUCGUGGCCAGGAAGCAAGGGAGCACCACAGACAACAUCUGCCACCUCUUUGCCGAGCUGGACCCGGACCAGCCGGCUGCAGCCAUCGUCAACUUUGUCUCCAGGGUCAUGCUUGGCUCCGGCCAGAAAAGAUGAGCUGGUGCGUGCGGGUGAUUCUUGAAUUUUGGAGAAGGACUUGGAGCUGAUCCGAGAAGGAGUGUGAGGAAGUGCAUUGUGGGAGAGGGAAGUGAAUCGGGGGGGAAAAGGGUUGGAAUUUUGGAGGAAAACAGCAAACAGCAAAAAAAACCCCAACGAAACCCUUAAAAACUCAACACAAGC
Messenger RNA from Pterocles gutturalis (yellow-throated sandgrouse), 1536 nucleotides. Its product is annotated as tensin-like. Bases 1 to 1353 code for a protein of 450 amino acids. The transcript is spliced from 13 exons. Lineage: Eukaryota; Metazoa; Chordata; Aves; Pterocliformes; Pteroclidae. The record is from RefSeq and is a predicted model, not a curated record. Gene Ontology annotation, molecular function: protein binding. Gene Ontology annotation, biological process: fibroblast migration.